This is a messenger RNA of Marchantia polymorpha subsp. ruderalis, 2090 nucleotides long. Lineage: Eukaryota; Viridiplantae; Streptophyta; Marchantiopsida; Marchantiales; Marchantiaceae. The record is from the annotation of a GenBank genome assembly.
ACUUUCAUAGGUGGAAAUGAAACCGUGUAGUUUAUCCCGGAACUAGCACUUUCCUUCCAUAUUCCUUUGAUGGAGAGAAUCGACUCUCAUGAUUCCGGCAGAUCAACAGACAAACGCACACAUGAAGGACAAGAGCAGCUCAUGGAGCUGCAUUGAAUCUGAAGUCUGUCCGUCUUCUGUCUGUCCAGUCCACGGGUCCAUCUCCAUCUCCGCUCAUCAUCUGUGGUUGCUCGCUCGGCGGGAUCGAAUCUCAGGAGUAGUACGUGUCCUCCCCUUCCCCUUCCCCUCGGCCCUCCAGCUGCACAAUGUGCCACAGCCUCAAUCGAGGGGCAGUUUGUGUAUUCGCCCUGAGAUUCCUUCGUGCCUCCUGCACAGAACGACCUCUCCGCCUCCUCAUCCGCUCGCCCGCUCACCCACAAGUUUGUUAGUUGAGCUUUGAAUCCUCGUGGACUUGUGAAUUCUCGUGGACUCGAUUCGACGGUUCGUCGAUCUUGCAUUUCUGCCUUCCGAGGAAUUAUCGAAGGUCAAGGCGUCAUGGCGUCUAAUGGGAGUGCUUCCUCUCACAUUACCUUAAACAAUGGGCGUCAAAUGCCAGUAGUCGGCUUGGGGACCUGGCAAGCUGCGCCUGGUGUCGUUGGAGCUGCUGUGGACGCUGCAGUCAGGGGUGGAUAUCGCCACAUCGAUUGCGCUUACGCUUACUUCAACGAGAAGGAGGUCGGUGACGCUUUACAGAAGCUGUUCAAAGAAGGCGUUGUGAAGAGAGAAGAUUUGUGGAUCACCUCUAAGCUCUGGAAUGAUCAUCAUGGACCCGAGGAGCCCUUUAAAUGUCUGGAGACGACACUCACUAACUUGCAGUUGGAGUAUCUGGAUCUUUACUUGAUUCAUUGGCCAGUGCCUUUGAACAAAGGCUACACCUGGCCAUUACAGCCACAUAUGUUUGAUACGACUAGAUCCAUCAAAGAAGACACUAAAGAAACGUGGCAAGCAAUGGAAAAGAUUGCGGAAUCUGGUAAGGCACGAUCGAUUGGCGUCAGCAACUUCUCCGCCAAGAAGUUGGAGGAUAUGAUGGAGUACGCAAAGGUGGUCCCUGCAGUGAACCAGGUCGAAUGCCAUCCGAUGUGGCGCCAGGACAAGCUCCGAGCUUACAUGAAAACCCACAACAUUCACCUCUCUGCCUAUUCACCCCUCGGUACGUGGGGAACAUCAGGAGUGAAGAUAAAUCUUCUAGAUCAUCCACUUCUGACAAAGAUUGGUGAGAAGUACGGUAGAACUCCUGCACAAGUGUCACUCCGGUGGGGAGUUCAGAUGGGAAACAGCGUUUUGCCUAAGAGUACCAAAGCCGAGCGCGUGAAAGAAAACCUCCAGGUUUCUGACUUCUCUCUGUCAGAUGAAGAUAUGUCGGAGCUGGAGAAGUUAGAGCAGACGAGGUUCCUGCAAGGCACGUUUUGGGUAAACGAUUCAGGAAGCUUUUACAAGAAAGCUGAGGACCUUUGGGAUGGUGAGGGUAUAUGAUCCAAUCAAAAAGAGGAGCGACUUUGUUAGUAACCAGGAAUAGCAAUUGUAAUAGAAAGUAGAUCAGGCAAGUGAUUCUUAUUUUCCUGGUUGAAGUUCGUAUCUCUCCUUAGUUUAGCUCUUAAGUUGCCUAGGUUCAGAGUUGAGAAGGUCCUUGUUUAAGUUUCACAGCUACCAAGUCCGUGCAGUGUAAAUGCAUCGAUACAGUUUUGACUCUCCUUAUGAUACAGCAGCUUUUUGCAUCACUGCUCAUCACUGUCCUCUUUUGGUACCGUCUUGAGAUUCUCUCAGUGAUGGUCGCAUCCAUCGGCGGAAGUCGCAGCUUUUGUUUCUCGAUAAACGUCGGACCUGUCUUGCCUGCCAACUCGAUUUCAUGUGUUCUGUCUCAUAUGUAUCGUGUCGCCCCCAAAGUUGCCUGCCAAUGCCGAGGAAGCUAACCAUAACCUGACAUUGAGUUCAUCAAUGCAAAGACCGUCGUUCCAGAUUGAGAACCUUGUAAAUGUAUCAGGGAAAAUGCCAGUGGAAUUGUAAAUACUUAGCAAAAAGCAGAGACAGACUGUUCAUAUUUCAAGCUUCUU